UGAAUUUCUGUUAUAUUUUUACAAUAUUUUGUGCCAUUUUUAUAAUGGCUGUUAUUUUUGUCAAUUCCAUCGAGGCAUAUGUAGCCGGGCUUUACAAUAAAAGGAUUACGUCUCAAGUAAAAACAUUUCACCUUGAAGACCCGUUAAGUAUAGAAAAUUUGCAAAGUUCAUCAAUUUUUUUCACAGAAAAUGAGAAUCAUGGUAAACGAAAGCGGCGUCAAACUAUAGAUGACAUGUUGCGUAAUAUUCCCCAAACUAUGGAGAAUGAAAAAAUGGAUUUAGAAUCUUUGUCAGCAGAUUAUGAAACAGAUUGUGCUAAACCUGUUCGAUUUCCGGAGGAAAUUAAACAAACUUCGCAAAUAGCAAAUCAAAUAAACAUUCUGAAGCUGGAGCCUCAAAAAUUAUCUAGACAAGUUGCUGUUCUUAAUCAUGAGGCAAAUCUGAUGGAAAAUUCUGAAGAGGAAAAGGAGAAUAGUAUUGAAAAUAAAGAAGAAUCGAAAAUAUCUGAUAGUUAUAAAGCAAAAGCUGGUGAUAAAACUAAUAGUAACUACAAAUUUAAAAAGCUUUCGGCAGGAAAGAAUGAAUUUCGUAAUCGAAAUACAAUGAAUGAUAAGUUAAACUUAUAUAAAAGUAUUUUAAACGAUGAUCAAUUGAUAAGUGCCAAACAGACUGCCUGUUGUUCAAAUUCCGAUUUAAGCAGUUGUCAACAGUGCUCCCAACACAUAGAAGGAGGAGCUUUAGCCAAUCGUUAUGUUAAAAAUAAAAAUGAUUUGAAGUUGAAUAAAAAUCAGCCUUUGGAAAUGGAUAGUAAAACGAAAUCAAAAGAUUUAACUAAAAAUUUUGAAAACAAUAAGAAAUUUAGUGAAUCAACUUUUAAAAAUCAAAAAGAUGAGGACGAAGAAGAUGACGCAGAUGAGGAACAGGAAGAUUUCAAUCAACUUAAAUAUCCAGCAGCUGUUCUUAAAAAUUCCAAACAAGCAGCACAAAACCUUAAUAUAUCUUCUUAUAACGACUUCUCUUCACCUAAGAAAAAUUCCGAAACCAGCAAUCUAAAAGAUAAAUCCUUAACAUGGAACUCUUACCAACCCUUAAAUGAUGAUCAGCUAGAAAAUACCAAAAAUAAUCUUUCCCACGAAGCCAACUAUAAACUCUCCAAAACUGAACAGGAUGUUGCGGAAAAGAAAAAAGAUUUUUCCUGGAAAUGGGGUAUAUUCAAGAGAUCACAUCAAUUUAAUCCCAUGAAUGAGAUCAAACUAAAGACCAGUAGUCGUCUGAUGAAAAAAGGUUUUGGUGCCUCUUUGCCUAGUUACUCUCUGGGAGAGACACGCAAAGAGCUAAUGAUAGAAAAUAUGUUAAGGAAAAAGGAAAAGCUUUUAUUGAUGGAGAAACAAGGUAAAUAUGAUGUGGAUAAUAUGGGAAGUUUGAAGGAAGCAUUUGGAGAGGAUAUUAUGGAGCCUUAUGAUCAGUUAGAUGAAGAUUUUGUACAUAAACCUUUGGAAGUGGAUCUAGGUUCAAUAGCGCAAAAAUACCGCGUUUAUAAUAGACAGAAGAGAAUAAGUGAUGCAAUCAAAAGAUUUAAAAGACACACAAGAAGGGAAAAUGUUAAGAAGUCAAAUAAAAAGCUUUUGAAAGUUAAAGAGCCAAAAGCUAAAGAUGACAAUCCAAAGGAUGUGCAAGCGUAUACAAAAAACGGAACUGAUAUAAAGUAUGCUAAAGGUAAGUCUGUCGAAAACAACACAAAAAGCUUUAUCAAAGCUUUAAGUUCAAAAAAUACAUUUGCCAAACAGACAAGUGAAGACAGAUCAUUGGAGCUUUUGAAACAAUUAAAUAAAUUCGAUUUUAAAUUAUACAAUUUACAAGCUUUAAGCUCUUUACCAAAUGAAAAAGCUAAUAUUGACAAAAUUCCAUUUUCCCAACCAUUACAAAGAAGAAAACGUUCUUUACAACUAGAGACAUCUUCAAAAGCUUUUAGCACUAAUGAAACUAAAAAGCUCUUUUCAAAUACAACUAAGAAAUCUAAAAGUACAUCUACUACUUUUAAGCUUGCCAAACGCUAUAAUACCUUAAAGGCUUUACAUUCAACAAAUAAUAAACAUUUUACAAAGCACCAAGCUUUUGAUGUUAAUAAUCAUAAAAAGCUUUUAAAGCAUACAACUAAAAUAACAGAAGACGAUAUAAAAGAAAAUAAGUUAGUACAAGAUCUUAAGUACGACCUUAUCAAAGGACAAGUUAAAAAAUUAUGCCAAAAAGCUUUAAAAAAGCCGUUAAAAGCUUUUGCUAAGAAUACUUUGUCAAAAGAUCUCAGUAAUACUGAGAUUCUAAGACAUUCACUUAAUAAAAUAUACAAAGCUUUUAAUACAAAUAACAAAACUGCAAAAGUCUUUAACAAAUCAAAAGCUCAAGUUCAAAGAAAUGGUUUUCAAGAUUUUGAAAACGAUAAAAAGUUUGGGGAAAGUUUCAACAUAUAUCCAACAAAUUUUACCAAAAGCUUUCCUACAUUUUUAUUAAGGAAAGUUAACAAAAAUAAAAGCUUUUCUCAAAAGCUUUUAAACCAAAAACAAUUAAAUUUUGUGAAAAAUAUUCAUAAUAUGUCUUCAAUUAAGGACAAUAGUUUAGGGAAAUGUCCUGCUAAUGAUUUAAAAGCUUUUAGAGAAACAAACCAAAGCUUCACAGUGGAAAAAGCUGAAAAUGCUAAUAUUACGAAAAAAAGCUUUUAUAAAGGCAAAACUGAUUUAACAGUAAUGGGAGAGAAAAACUUGUAUGUUAACAAUAGCAACGAAAGCUUUCAUAAUAAAGACCAAGAAAACUUGAAUACGUAUCAAAAAAGUUUGUUAAAGAAAAGCUUGAAAAAAAGCUUUAAAACUAAAUUAAGUUUCAAAACAGCUGUUACCAACGACAUUAAAGACUUAAACAGAGAAAUCCAGCUAAACGAGUCCACGAAAUCUGAUAAAAGCUUUAAACGUUUAAAACGUUCUUUAAAAUCAAAUCCCGAAGAAAAUGGCAUAAAAUCUGAAACAAACAAAAAUUACCGUAAUAGAAAAUAUACUUCUUACUAUGAUGAUUUAUAUAAACCACAAUUCAAUUUGGAUUAUGCUAACACAAAGCUUUUAAAAUCAAAUGCAGAAAAUGAAUUCUUGAGUUCACGAGAACUUUUCAAAAAUGAAGAAUUACAAAGAAAUCUAAAUAAAGAUUUCGAUUUUACAUUUAAUAGAGAAAAAUUUGAUAAUUUAAAUGACAAGUCGUUGCCAUUGCAAAAGUUUGGCGAUAUAAAUUACAAUAAUUUGUGGCAAAAGGAUGAACCACACAAAAGUGAAAAACGUUUAAUAAAAAAAUCUACAAAUCGAAGAAAUAAUGCUAAACAUCGUCACCAAAAAGCUCAUUUUAAAAGACAAAAUUUAGCUUUUAACAACAACAAUAUCACCGAUAUCACAGCUAAACUAAAAUUAGAUGAUUUCCCAAGGAAAGUUCAAUUGUUAAAAGAUAAAUAUUUAAAUGAUUUACAAAAUUUUAAUAAAAAUUAUAAAUUUAAUGAAAAUCAUUUCACUUGGCCGCAAACAAAUUUCAAAAACUAUAUUGAUCCAAAAGACAAUUCCACGGAUAUUUUGACAACUACAGAUGAUUCUAAAAAUCUAACAUUAGAAUUGCGUAAUGAGAUUUUAAAUUGUAAAGCUUUUGCCAGUUUAGAAGAUUUUCUAAAGUCUUUACCGCAAAACAUAACCAAUUCCCUACUUAAUCCCAAAACCGAAACUAGUUUGUAUACUAGCACCGAAAAAAUUGUAAUGGAUAUAGAUACUCAAGUCAUAACAGAAACUACAACCAUUUCACCGCCUACAGUUUUAGACUCAACUAUAAUUUGUACAACCACUGAAGAACUAGAAACUACUACAGAAACCACUGAAGAUAAAACCCAGCCCACUGAAGUCGAUUAUGAGCAAAUAACGGAAUGCAGUUCGGAUGAGGAUUUAAAUGAAACUUCCACAGAAGCUGUCUCGGAAUCUGUAACUGAGGAGGAUUUGACACCUACAACCUGUACGGCUGACAACGAUGUCAAAUUAAAUAUUUCCAUUAAUGCUAAUGUACAUGGCAAUCUCCAGGCAAAUCAUUUCUGUGGUAAUGGUUCAUUUAAUAUUAUACCCGGUUUGAAGGAUGAUCGCCUUAGACGUGGAACUUUUAGUGGUCCUUUGGAAAGUUUUCAAAAGAGAAAAUGUGAUGAAAUACCAACCCAAAAGCCAUACGAUACCGAGGACAAUCAUGAUAUUAAUGACUUAAUGUCCGGUAAAUAUUCAAAUAAUGUUGUCAAAAACAUAUUUAAAACUGUUCAAGAAAGUCCCGACUUAAAAGCUUUAUGGCCCAGUUUAAAACGUAAUCAACCAGGAGAAACCACUACAGAAUCAAACUUUUUUGCCAUAAGAAACGAGCAAAAUGAAAAUGUUUUACAAAACUCCGAAAAGCUUUUGGCUCAGGUAAUGUCCUCCAUUAAUACAAUUAUCGAGUCUCAAGCUAGAUCUCAUGCUUGUGUGCCAUUAAGACCCGAUUUACAAGAAUUCUAUAAUAUGAUAUUACAAUCUCGACGAGAACAGGAUAUGGUAAGAGAAAAACGCCAACUUAAACGUUUACACAAAAGAGAAGAUUUCAGUUAUAAGACUAAUUUAAUAGAUCCCAAUGAAAUUGAACAAGAAACGAGAUUAGUAAAAAAGUUGCUAAAACAAUAUGAAGAACAACAGUCAAGGGAGAAUCAAAUGCAGGAGAAAGCUGUUAAAGAGGAACUGCUUGAGAAUUUAUCGAUUUUACAACAGCUGCAGGAUAAUGAAAAGAGGCAAAGGCGUAAAUCGAAAGCAAAUUUAAGUGAUAAUAAGUUAGCAAAGGAGCACUAUAGUGGUGAAUUUUUGAAAUUGUUAAAAGCUGCUGAGUUUUAUAAGGAUAUCUCGAGGGACUGAGAAAAUUGCUAAUUUAAACUUUAGUUUAAUUAUUGUUUAUAUAUUUUAAGCUUUUGCUAUUUAUUAAA
Messenger RNA from Lucilia sericata (common green bottle fly), 5005 nucleotides. Its product is annotated as MATH and LRR domain-containing protein PFE0570w. Bases 45 to 4937 code for a protein of 1630 amino acids. The transcript has 3 exons. The record is from RefSeq and is a predicted model, not a curated record. Lineage: Eukaryota; Metazoa; Arthropoda; Insecta; Diptera; Calliphoridae.